Messenger RNA from Trypanosoma cruzi, 978 nucleotides. RefSeq names its product mucin-associated surface protein (MASP), putative. The coding region runs from base 1 to 978 and encodes 325 amino acids. NCBI's taxonomy places the organism in Eukaryota, Euglenozoa, Kinetoplastea, Trypanosomatida, Trypanosomatidae. The record is from RefSeq and is a predicted model, not a curated record. The transcript has a single exon.
AUGGCGAUGAUGAUGACUGGCCGUGUGCUGCUGGUGUGUGCCCUCUGCGUGCUGUGGUGCUGUGGUGCGGCGGUGGUAUCGUCUAUCCCUGACGUUACCGGUCGUGAAAAUGUUCCGCAUGGGUAUUUGGUUGUUAAUUGGGAAACGUUGCUAAAGAACGAAUGUGCGACGGACAAAAAGUACAUUAAUGAGGAUGGGACGGUGAAUGAGUCAGCGGUGAAAGACUGCAUACGCGAUGCGAUGAGGGUGGUUUGUAAAGUUUUUUGUCGCAAGAUUUUAGGGGAACCUGACGACUCUGAAGGUGAGCGUAUUUGUGAGGAGUACGUUGGCAGCCGAGAUGAGGCCGGCCAAUCUUCUCAUGUAAUAACACCGGCGGAAGCAGAAACUCUACAAGCACCAAGGAGCGAACUGGAAGAAUUGGAAAAAACACCGGGAGAGACACCGAAGCCACUAUCGGGAGGACCAGCAACAGAAGGUGAAGCAGCAAAAACAACAGGAGGACCACCAACACCGCCAGUGGAAGCACAACACAACCGUGAAGGAAACGUGCCGGUUUUACACCCAGAAGAUGACCCAGGGACCACAGAGUCAAACAGUGAUUCAGAAGAGGAUGACAGCGCCUCCACUACAGACAACCAAGAGAGCGUAACACCCGACGGUCAUGACAAAUCAACCCCAACGUUACUCUCAACCGCCACCGAUACUGUCAAAAAUGAAGCAGACAGGGUCAAUACAGAGGGAACUCAAAAACCUGCGACGGAAUCAAAUGCCGAAAGGAAAGAAGUAGAGGAAAGCGAUGAAAAAAAAUAUGACAAUACGAAAACAAUUCCAGCUGAAGCAGCUGCUACAACAAAUAAUACAGCGAUGCCUGGCGACAGUGACGGCAGCACCGCGGUCUCCCACACCACCUCCCCUCUUUUGCUUCUUCUUCUUCUUGUUGUUGCGUGUGCGGCUGCGGCUGCGGUGGUGGCCGCGUGA